Molecule: messenger RNA, 276 nt
Organism: Parnassius apollo (apollo)
Lineage: Eukaryota; Metazoa; Arthropoda; Insecta; Lepidoptera; Papilionidae
Source: the annotation of a GenBank genome assembly
AUGUUGAAGCACGUGGCGGUGUCGCCGCACCGAGCGCGCGCCGACUCCGUCAGCCUAUCUUCAUCGGCUUCCUGUUGCAGCCUCGGCAGCCUAGAGCACCGACACGACUCCGUCGCCGACCUCUCGCAUCGCACGACGCACGGUGAAUUUACACUGGGAGCGAAACGGACGCGGCGCGGCAAGGUCGUAUUGUACGCGGACUCUACUUACCAGUUGUCACACGGAAAACAAGGCUUGUUCCACAUGUGCGGACAUAAUAAAUAUUAUCAAAGUUGA